AGAGUCCGCGUCGUGUGGUGCCGUGUGCAAACGCCCUGCUGCGAGAGCGAGAUGUGUAACAGAGCAGUCUGAGUCAGAGCGCGUCGCGGAAAAAUAAUUCCAUUCGAUAUUGCACGAUAUUCUCGAAGGGAGAAAAUUGCUUGGAAAAAAUCGUCGGUGAAAAAUCGGUUGACAAUCGCGCCGCUAGCGCGGUUCGAUCGACGAAAAGUCUCGGCUGCUCACUUGUGAUAGUUGCAUCGUCGCGAGAAACGCAUCCGAAUCGCGUCGAAGUCGAUCUUUCGAGUUGCGUCGAUGGCUGACCCAACUGAAUAAGUGCUUUCGGAAAUAGGGUUUUUCGCGUAGAUAUAAUUGUGCGAUUCUAUGUGUGCGCGCGCUAAUGACGUUUUACGACAAUCGGGCGUGUGCAUUGCGCGGUUCUACGCGGUAAUCGCGUUAUCUAGCUGUAAUGUUUCAGAUAUGGAGCUUUUAAACGAGCUCUAGAGCUAUAAUCCGUGAUAAUAUCUCUUUAACUUCUCCUGUGUGUGUGAGAGCGUACGAAUAUUCUACAUAAAUUAUUCCGACGCGCGUGCUUUAUACAUGAUAUCCAAUGUCGGAUUAUUCGUGUGUUCGGAUAUGAUUAUUCAGUCAAUGUAUUGGGACCAAGUUUGACAGAAGGCGUUGCGGGAGGAAUGUAAAUAAUAAAGAACCAUAAAAGAGAGAUAGGAUUAAACAGAAAAGACACGCUAAGAGUGUGCAGACGCAUAUUACAUCCGAGCGCUGCUUAUAUAGUGCAUCGCUGUGCGUCGGAAUUGUGAUAACGAGUCAUCGUUAUCUACGUUAUCGCGGUGUCGUGUCACACUUCCUUGAAUGAUUUAGUGUGCAAGCACGAAAACGCUAUUAUGAUAUAGCGGAUACCGGGAGCGCGAAUGUGACGUACCUCGUCGACGAAUGAUGUUAGUAUUGCUGUUGUGCAUCAUCAUGAAGAUAGCAGAAUUUUCCGUGGGCCGGAUGAGCCCGCCGCCGCUGACGGUGCCGGCGCGGCCGCCGCCUCCCACUUGCAACAGGCGGUGUAGGCGAUGCAUUCGAUACAGAAGUCCUUCGCCCAAGUGUGGACAUCGCCGACAAUCUUACGGCGACAAUAAAUAUAUUACACGAAAAUUUGUAGGAGGAGGAGUUACAGUCAUGGAAGAGCCACAAACUCCAGGAUCUGAUUGCAAUUCUAACCCGGCGACAGAUUCCAUUCAGCAAGAUUUAGUUGGCUCCGAGUUUGUUCAAGACAAUGUUGAAUAUCAAUGGUUUAUCGAUUAUGGAUAUAGAGAUGGAGGAUUACAUAUCCAUCCCAGCGUUCUUUCAUCACUUUCUGCAUCCUAUUCUCCCAAGGACCUGGGUUAUUACGAUGAUCUCGCUCGUAAUUUGGAUGCCAAUCUGGCAGAGAUCGACAUGGAGAGUUUUCGUACAGCUGACAUUCAUACCCUGCUUACAGCUCUACCUGUCAUGUGCACAGAACCAGUUCAACAUUCUGAAUUUAACUAUCAAAGGGAACAGUAUGCCAGUAUAUCUGGAUCUGUCAUGGAAAAGCUUGACAUCGGUUCCUCCAUCAGCCCUCAUACCAGUAGCCAGGGGGAAGAUUCGGCGUGUUCCACGGCUGAUACAAUAUCCAUAUGCAAGUCAUCGUUGCUGUUUUCUCCAGUAAAAGAGACACCAAUGCUACCACCAGGUGGUAGCUACAGUGUGGAUUCGCUGGAUUGCGAGGAUAUGCUACUCACUUGUCAAACAAAUAAUAAAAACAACUAUACUAUUGCUUUCGAGGGCAGCAUGACUAUGUAUUCGGAUGGUUCUCAAGAUUUUGAAAAUCAUGAUAAACACAAGACAUACGAAUCGCCAGAUGUAUUCUACGAUAAGCAGAAAGAUAUAAAAGCUAUGCUGGAUUUAUCAAUGGCAUGCUCAGAUUCGAAAAUAUAUACAACAUGGAGUAAUUUGAAACAUUCCUCCAUGAAUAAAGUGAUAACUCGUCAUCCUUCUGGUAACAACAACACGCUACCAGAUAUUUCACAAAGUGCUGCUAAUCUGACGCUUGGUGGGAUGAGCAAACGAAGUCAAAGCUUACCGGAUCUUUCUCGCGUUCGAGAAUUCCAACAUACUAAUAUACCUCUUAAUUUUAGUGUUGAUUCUGCCGAAUCAAGCAACCACAUGCAACGGCUGCAAAGAUCCGGAUCCGCGAUGAGCCGUUCGACAAACGCGGAGAGCUCGGACAACGGGGAGAACACUAGUACAAAAAAGCUGCAGAAUCUCAGUCUCGUCAGACUGUUCAUGAAGCAAAAGAGCAUGAGCGUGGAGGGAAUGAGCCUUACCUUGGAUCAGUCAGAUUCUAUUAGCGAUAAUAGUGGCUGGCCCACUAGCAACAGCGGUAGCGAUAGCGCAACUAAUACGAACACUCAGAUACAACGGCAAAACGGUCAAGAUAAUAUCUGCGAUCGUCGUGCACACGAAAAUGAUUUCUCCAUCAAUUGGAUCAAGCGCGAUUUGACUAAUAAUCGCGAUAUGGAAAAUCAAACGGAAAAUUUAAACGUGAAAUGCACGUCACGAAACAGAGGCAAUAAAAUUGAAAUGACGUCAUCUGCGUCGGUGGAAGAACUCUCAGAAAGUAUGUCCAAGGAAAGUGUGUCGGGCACAGGCGAUCAGCGAAGCUUCGAUAUCAUCAACAGCCCCUUCGAACAUGAACAGAAGGGCGGCUGGGUCGGCUUUGUGGAGAAGAAACACCCGAUCUGCCGAACAAUGGGAAUACAGGCGAACACAGAAACGGAGGACAACGCGGUUCAAACCUCUUUAAUUUUUACCAAGGACAAAUACGGGCCUCUCUUGCAAGAAACGACAGUCAAUAAGAAACCCGUUUACGUUGUGUAUCCCAAUUACACGCUACCUGAUCUGUCGUUUCUCAAAGGUAAGGAUACCAAAGUCGAUAAUAUUGCAUUGAAGCCACACACGUUCGACAAGAACAAAAUGGAGUGGAAACGCAAUGUUCGUUCGAGCAGACCGUUUUCGUGCAACGACAUCGACGCUUUGCGACAACGCGGAUUCGCGCAUAUAAAGGAUUGGGAGUCGUUGACAUUCUUGUUGCCGAACGAAUACAAAAAGAUUUUGUACGACGUGCCGGAAAUAUCCAAGUAUAUCAAUAUCAACGAGGAAGUCAAGCGACCUCUGUUCUGCUUGUCUCCCCCAAUGCGCCACAAGACUCGACCUAUCAGCGAAAUCGUUCCAAACAACACUUCGUCGACGAGCAGCACCGCGACGCAACCGUCUUCCGGAUACAGAGGCUCGUCGACAAUUUUGACUGACUCGUCGACAAACCAGCAGCCAUUGUCGAACAACACAAUCAAUCCGUUGUACCUGUAUCGUUACGACAGCAUCAGUUCGGAGGCCAGCUUGGUGAACAAUGAUAAGAAACUGCAUAGGUUCAAUCAAACGAGGCAAGCUUGCCCAUCACUUCCGAAGCGAUCUGUUUCGUUGCCACAGGGCGAGGGAGAGCCCGACUUUAACAACAGCAAAGUGCCACCGCGACCGCCGUUGCCGAGAAGCAUUUUACGAAAGAACAAAGUUCUCGGCAGUAAACGGUACAGUAUGUUCGAGAUGGGAGACGUGGGCGAGCAAUCGGAGGAGCAAUCUGCGGAGGUGAACAAAAGAAUGUCCCUGCAGGAGCCGUAUUAUAUGAACAAUGAUUUGCAGUUGCGUAGAACGAUCGAUUCGGAGAAAGAUGUCGAUGAAACGGAAGCGGAUAGGUAUUUUAAAGAGAAAUUGAUGAACGAGAUGGCGAAUAACGCGAACGUGAAGUCGGAAACUUCUCAGCACAGCGACGACGAUAUUAAGCAACUGGAGGAAUACCUGAAACGCAGCGGCUUCUCGUCCCAAAGCAGUGACGGUGACGAGAACGCUGAAGUUAAAGUGAGAUCAUAUGUGAGGAAAUUCUUAGCUCUCAGAAUGAACAAAGAUCCACUUGUUAGAAACAUCGAUAUGGGAGACUCGCAAAGAAAAACCGUCAGUUUUGCUGUACACCAACGGAAGAAACAUCUAGACGCUAAGUCAAGUAAUCUCAAUGUCGCUGUAAAUGAACAAAACCAGGAUCAGGCGGUUGAGGAUAGAUCGACGGAGCUAGAAGACAAGAAAAAAAUGGUGUCGUCUGUAAAAAGAGCAGUGGACCUGCUAUUAAAAUAUUGGAAUGCCGAUUCCAAUCACAGUCGUCCUAAUUAUAAUGAAAAGAAUGAAUGUGCACAGAUCUGUCUGAGCAAUUUAUGCCCGGCUUUAUACGCUAUAAUGUCGGAUGGCUUGAAACCCCAUUUGAACUCCACUUUCGGACCAAUUACUAAUAGCGUUUGGCAGGUCGUCGAAGCUAGUUCUCAGCAAGGACCUCUUACGAAAACAUUGAAUGAACUAGUGCAGAGAAUUAAUGGCGAAGAUGUUAUUACAGAAGGAAUGCUAAAAUUCCAUGCUUUUGUAUUCGGCUUGCUAAAUCUAAGAGCUCUGGAUGCCUGGUUUGCAUAUCUAUGUACACGUGAAUCAAUUCUACGGAAACAUUAUAAUAACAACAGCUUAUUCGUCGCAGCUUUAGCCAACACUAAUGUUCGAGAAAUCGUCGAUUCAUUAUUAUAUAUUUUGAAUCCACUUGCAUUCUGUCCAUUUCAUCUGGAUCUUCUCUAUCAGUAUCGUCAAUUGCAGAAUAGCUUUGGAAAUCUAAAUAGUCACACUGUAAAUGCCAUGAGCUUUAGAAACACUGAUCUGAAAGACCUCGAGAGUGAAAAAUCAGAACCCUGUGGAAUGAUUUCCAGUCCGAAGAAGGCACGACCAAGAUCUUGCAUUGCUUACAACGACGAUAAAUGCGGCAUCAUUCACAAAGGUGAUCUGCAGAACGCAAAGAAACGUUUCAGCGCCAUAGGCUCAAAAGCGUUUUACGCAUUGGACAAGCUGACCUCCGAAGACUCCGAGGAUUAUACAGACAGUCUGGAACACUCCCCUCUCAAUAGGAAGGCGAGCAAGCAGCCGCAGCACUCGAAACAUACGAGUUCUGAUCCUAAACUCAACGACGACGACGGUGUCCCUGGCGAAAUGAGAUUCAGAAAACUUCAGGAAAAAUGGGAAUUGAUGAUCGGAAAGGACGGCGGUAAGACUCAGUCCACCGUAACGACGCCUCCGUCGCCAGUUCGGACAUACGGGGCGUUGGGGAAGUCGAAGAUACCCAGGCUGCUCACGUUACCGGUGAAGCAGUCAAACGUCGCGACGACUGUCGCCGGGAAGUCGAUGAAAUCACCGAUGUCGGGAAUCCCUUCGUUGAAGAAACCCUCCACGUUUUCCGCAACGAAGACGACGCCGAAAAAGCCUGUGGACGCGAAGACAAGAGAGGUGACGCGCCGUACCAGCCGCGUGGAUCAGGACACUCUAGGCGGCACACGAAUUCAUACCGCACGCCCGAGUUCCUUACCCUACAAAUCGCACGGAAUAACGUCGAACGAAAGGAACCUGAUCUCACCGCAGAGACGAGCCGCUUCCACCUCUCUACCGCGUCCCAACGUUACCGCCACUUCGAGAACUCCAGUUUCGAAACCGUCACACAAAGAAGUCCGCACCGUCACUCACAGGAUACCAUCAGACACCGGUCACCUCUCGUUUGCGGAGGGGGAGAGAUUGAAAGUAAUAUUAGAAGUAGAUAACAAGUGGCUAUUGUGCGCGAAAGGCGAUCGUAGAGGUUUGGUACCGCGAGCAUGCGUGCACAGUAUUCAAACUUAGCCCCUCUACUCGAUAAGACUUCACGAUCGCAAAUAUGGUCCUAGACAGCAGCCGCAACUGUAAUAUCACCCUCCGAAGCCGAAAAAGAGAACGAGUUGCGAAGACAAGCUGAAGAGUUCAAAUUACCUAUCCUCGAGACGAUGCAGCAAUGAUGUACAGUGUAUUAAAAUUAAUUUUAAGCCGUACAAUAUAAUACGCAUUAUCACGCGCUUGUAAAGUUACUUUUAACCGAAGUUUAAAGUUUUAACUGAGACACACCUUGUUUCUGUCGAAACGCAAUAAUAGUAUUAUCGCUAGCGACGCCAUUGACGAGAUAGUGGUAUCACCUAGUCAGAGGAUUCUCGAAUGACACUUUACAUUUAGUUCGUUUUCAUUUGAGUAUGGUAUACGAAUGCGAGGAUAAGACGAUUCGAUAGGUCCUCGACGAAAAAAAGAACAUAUAACAGUGUGUAACGAUCUACACAUAUUAUGAAUGUAACUGUGAUCCUAGUAAAUAGGCGAUUAAGUUUAUUAGUAUAAUCGCGCGCUGUAUAUUUUGUUCCGAUGUUUAUAUACUGUGACUUUGUAAUUUAUUUAUGUCCAUUUUUGCACAAUGUGUCGCGCAUCAAUGAAUCCUCCAUUCUGGUUUUAUUCGAUGUAUCAGCCGUCAACGGCAUACACACCCUUACGAUGGCGGCAAUCACAUUUUUUACAUGCUUCGUGUAUUCCUGAUAUAUAUAUAUACAUAUAUAUAUAUAUAUACAUGUUAAGAUAUAUGAUAUCAUCAAAUAAAAAGUCUGUUGUGAAUUA
Messenger RNA from Linepithema humile (Argentine ant), 6543 nucleotides. RefSeq lists its product as uncharacterized. Gene Ontology annotation, molecular function: protein binding. The record is from RefSeq and is a predicted model, not a curated record. Gene Ontology annotation, cellular component: cytoplasmic vesicle. NCBI's taxonomy places the organism in Eukaryota, Metazoa, Arthropoda, Insecta, Hymenoptera, Formicidae.